This is a messenger RNA of Strongylus vulgaris, 1686 nucleotides long. NCBI's taxonomy places the organism in Eukaryota, Metazoa, Nematoda, Chromadorea, Rhabditida, Strongylidae. The record is from the annotation of a GenBank genome assembly.
AUGCCAGAACAGAUCCUUGUGUCCAAACGGCCGCUAAACGACUGUGGAGAUCGGUUGAGGACAAUGAAUCCCACGGACUCUUCUCGCUUAACGCAGUAUAAGAAUAAGGGGAAAGAUACGAUACUUAAGAAUAGUAGGGUAGAUGAGGCAGUUACAAUUCGUAAAGAUAAGAGGGAAGAUUUGCUAUCAAAACGACGUAAUAUCAACGCCCAGGAUGAAAAUGUUGUUCGAACUUCAGCCCAGUCGGGACCAUUCGAUAGCAAUCUCUUACAUCAAAUAGUAACGAUGGCUCGUAGUAAUGAUCUGAGUAUCAAAUUGGCUGCAGUUCAGCAGGCACGUAAAAUGUUGUCUUCUGACCGAAACCCACCAAUUGAUGAUCUUAUUUCCAGCGAUAUUUUACCUAUUCUUGUAAAUUGCCUCGUUUCUGAUGAUGUAAAUCUGCAAUUUGAAGCUGCUUGGGCCCUUACAAAUAUUGCAUCGGGAACGUCAGAGCAAACUCAAGCAGUGGUGAACGCUGGUGCUGUACCACUUUUCCUGCAGCUUUUGUCGAGUGGUAACUUGAACGUCUGCGAACAAGCAGUUUGGGCUUUGGGUAAUAUAAUUGGUGAUGGUCCACAUUUCCGAGAUUACUGUUUACAACUCGGGAUUCUUCCUUUACUUUUGAACUUCAUAACACCUGAAAUACCUCUUGGAUUCUUGCGGAACGUCACAUGGGUCAUUGUAAAUUUGUGCCGAUCAAAAGAUCCACCUCCAACUCCGGAAAUUGUGAAAACAAUAUUGCCAGCUUUGGUCCUAUUGAUUCAUCACGACGACGCCAACAUUCUUGUCGAUACGGUGUGGGCUCUGUCAUACCUUACCGAUGGGGGUAAUGAACAAAUUCAGAUGGUCAUCGAUAGUGGAAUAGUUCCAUCGCUAGUUCCUAUGCUCGGCCAUUCCGAUGCUAAAGUGCAAACUGCUGCUCUACGAGCUGUUGGUAACAUUGUCACAGGAUCUGAUGAACAGACACAACUCGUGCUUGAUUGCGGUGUGCUACAAGAAAUGCCGCAACUUCUUUCUCAUCAGAAAGAAAAAAUCAAUAAGGAGGCUGUGUGGUUCCUAUCGAACAUCACUGCUGGUAACCAAAACCAGGUACAAGCUGUUCUCGAUGCAGGUCUGAUGCCGCUGAUUAUCAGUUUGCUUGGCAAGGCAGAUUUUCCCACGCAGAAGGAAGCAGCAUGGGCUGUAUCAAAUGUAACCAUCUCUGGACGCCCUGACCAAGUCGAGCAGAUGGUGAACUGUGGUGUUAUCCCGCCAUUUUGUGCUCUUUUGGAUUGUAAGGAACCGCAGAUCAUUCAGGUUGUCCUUGAUGGCAUAAACAAUAUUCUCAAAAUGGCUGGUCCUGGUGUGGAAGCAAUCUGCACGCAGAUUGAGGAAUGUGGAGGUUUGGACAAAAUCGAACAGUUACAAAAUCACGACAACGAAGAGAUUUAUAAGCUCACGUACGAAAUUAUUGACACUUAUUUCAAUUCGAAUAGUGAUGAGGAAAUUACGGCUGGACAAGAGGGAGGUGUUGAAACUGCAAGUACAAUCGGUUUCUCGUUUAGAAAAGAUGGCCCACUGACCCCGGAUGAUGUGAGGAGGCACUGUGAGGAAGCGAUGCAACUUUUCGUCGAGCUGUUUAGAAAUAGAGACUUUCAAAUUUUUUAG